This is a messenger RNA of Raphanus sativus (radish), 614 nucleotides long. RefSeq lists its product as uncharacterized. The coding region runs from base 79 to 342 and encodes 87 amino acids. The transcript has a single exon. Lineage: Eukaryota; Viridiplantae; Streptophyta; Magnoliopsida; Brassicales; Brassicaceae. The record is from RefSeq and is a predicted model, not a curated record.
CUUCUUAUAAAUAUCUUCACGACUUCACUCUUUAACAAGAUCACACCAAUCACAUCAUCACCACUAACACUUUUCAAAAUGAAGAGACCGAGAGAGGAGAUGAAGGAAGAGGAGAAGGACUCAUCAUUGGCUACCGCAGCCAUGGCGGUUGCGGUGGCAGCCGCAGUGGCUGAGGAGGAGAAAUUGUGGUGCAGUGGAGUAGUCGAGGAGAUGACGUGGAGCAACGUAUGGUUACCUUUUUGGGACGUUGAGUUUGUUGGAAGAAACUACAGUUUAUUGUUCAGCGACGUUGCUUGGGACGAUGAUAUUUGGAACCUCAAGAAUCUAACUCAUUCCUCAUAGUCCACUUCUUUAAGAAAAGAAAUAAUCGGAUUUAUAAUACCUUCUAAAUAAGUUUUCCUUAUAUGGGGUUGAUCUGAAAGUAAUUAUCUAGAUUUAAGAAUUAGUCUGUUUUAAAAACGAACCAGAAGGGAAAAAGACCCCAAUGGGGAGAUUGCCGAUUUUAUAAAUAAAAAGGUGUUUAUUUUAUAAAUAAAAAGGUGUUAUACAUAUAUAUACGCUGUCCUUAUUGUAUUGUUAAAUUGUUUGUUGCGUAAUUCAUGCUUGUUUCAAGA